AAGGAGGAGCAAACAAUAAAGGAAGGACAAGAGGUGUUAAAGCCGGCACAUUGGAUUGGCUUUUGCUUAGAGAUUAGAAGAAAACAAAAAAGUGAUCAAGCGCAACAGCGAAGAGAUCAAAGAUGGGUUCAACGGAGUCACCGUUCAAAUCAGAUAUAUUGAAAGGAAAAGUAGCGUUGAUAACAGGUGGAGCAUCGGGAAUCGGGUUUGAAAUAUCAACACAAUUAGGUAAACAUGGUGCUUCCGUCGCUCUCAUGGGCCGUCGGAAACAAGUUCUUCAAUCCGCUGUUUCUGUUCUCCAAUCACUUUCGAUCCCAGCGGUUGGUUUUGAAGGUGAUGUCAGGAAGCAAGAUGAUGCCGCCAGAGUUAUUGAUUCCACUUUCAACCGUUUCGGUAAGAUCGAUAUUCUUGUUAAUGCUGCUGCUGGUAAUUUUCUUGCUGCCGCUGAGGAUCUCUCCCCAAAUGGAUUUCGAACCGUUUUGGAUAUUGAUUCUGUUGGCACAUUCACUAUGUGCCAUGAAGCACUUAAAUAUCUCAAGAAAGGGGGACCAGGAAGGGACUCUUCUAGUGCUGGUGGAUCAAUAAUUAACAUUAGUGCUACCUUGCAUUAUACAGCUUCUUGGUAUCAAAUUCACGUAUCUGCAGCUAAGGCAGCUGUUGAUGCCACUACAAGAAACUUGGCACUGGAAUGGGGAACAGAUUAUGAUAUCAGAGUCAAUGGGAUUGCACCAGGUCCAAUAAGUGGCACUCUUGGCAUGAGUAAACUGGCUCCUGAAGAAUUAGGUAACAAAGCCAGAGAAGAAAUGCCUCUAUUUAAAAUUGGGGAGAAAUGGGAUAUUGCAAUGGCUGCUCUCUACCUAGUAUCAGAUGCAGGAAAAUUCAUUAAUGGCGACACUAUGAUAGUUGAUGGUGGACUUUGGCUGAGUCGGCCUCGUUAUAUACCGAAAGAGGCAGUGAGGCAAGUAUCACGGGCACUAGAAAAGAAAUCCAGAAAUGAACCAGUUGGUGUUCCCAAAAGCAAGCUGUGAGCCAGCAGAUUCAGUAGGAGACCCUCCACGCUGCUUUAAACAAUACAAUGAAUGGAGGAUAUGAUCUCGGUAACUUAUAAGUUGAAACUAUUUCUCCAACUUAGACAUAUAGAAAUUAUGAUAAUUUCAAGUUGCGGCUACAUCCCACAG
Molecule: messenger RNA, 1178 nt
Organism: Vicia villosa (hairy vetch)
Lineage: Eukaryota; Viridiplantae; Streptophyta; Magnoliopsida; Fabales; Fabaceae
Product: peroxisomal 2,4-dienoyl-CoA reductase [(3E)-enoyl-CoA-producing]-like
Exons: 4
Coding region: 123-1028 (301 amino acids)
Biological process (GO): fatty acid catabolic process
Molecular function (GO): 2,4-dienoyl-CoA reductase (NADPH) activity
Source: RefSeq, a predicted model, not a curated record